Molecule: messenger RNA, 765 nt
Organism: Anopheles funestus (African malaria mosquito)
Lineage: Eukaryota; Metazoa; Arthropoda; Insecta; Diptera; Culicidae
Exons: 6
Coding region: 7-507 (166 amino acids)
Source: RefSeq, a predicted model, not a curated record
AAUUUGAUGGCGGCUCAGUUACAUUCCACGUUGGAGUUGAACCCGUUGGGUUCCACGUUGAGUUCACAUCAGGAGUCGUCCAAUUCGAAGGGGGCUCAGUUACAUUCCAGCUUGGAGUUGAACCUGUUGGAUUCCACGUUGAGUUCACAUCAGGAGUCGUCCAAUUCGAUGGAGGCUCAGUUACAUUCCAGGAUGGAGUCGAACCCGUUGGAUUCCACGUUGAGUUCACAUCAGGAGUCGUCCAAUUCGAAGGAGGCUCAGUUACAUUCCAGGAUGGAGUCGAACCCGUUGGAUUCCACGUUGAGUUCACAUCAGGAGUCGUCCAAUUCGAAGGCGGCUCAGUUACAUUCCAGGAUGGAGUCGAACCCGUUGGAUUCCACGUUGAGUUCACAUCAGGCGUCGUCCAAUUCGAUGGCGGCUCAGUUACAUUCCAGGUUGGAGUCGAACCUGUUGGAUUCCACGUUGAGUUCACAUCAGGAGUCGUCCAAUUCGAAGGAGGCUCAGUAACAUUCCAGGUUGGAGUCGAACCCGUUGGGUUCCAUGUAGAGUUCACAUCAGGCGUCGUCCAAUUCGAUGGCGGCUCAGUUACAUUCCAGGUUGGAGUCGAACCCGUUGGAUUCCACGUUGAGUUCACAUCAGGAGUCGUCCAAUUCGAAGGCGGCUCAGUUACAUUCCAGGUUGGAGUUGAACCUGUUGGAUUCCACGUUGAGUUCACAUCAGGAGUCGUCCAAUUCGAAGGCGGCUCAGUUACAUUCCAGGUUGGAG